Coprinopsis cinerea okayama7#130 is the source of this 570-nucleotide messenger RNA. RefSeq lists its product as hypothetical. Bases 1 to 570 code for a protein of 189 amino acids. The transcript is spliced from 7 exons. NCBI's taxonomy places the organism in Eukaryota, Fungi, Basidiomycota, Agaricomycetes, Agaricales, Psathyrellaceae. The record is from RefSeq and is a predicted model, not a curated record.
AUGUCGGUGCUCGAGCCCUCCCGUAGUAUCAUCCUCGCGACUGUCGAGGAGUUAGGGACUACCGCGUAUUCUUACGUGACCUCUCGACUUCCGAGUCGGGGGACGGUCAAUUGCAAUCGGGAGAGGAGCGCCUGUUGCCCGUGGGUGAGGAAUAAACUAAUAAGAGUCGGACACAUGUUCUUCAAGUCUUUCAUCAGAACCGACUCGUACCAUCUAGAAAAAGUGGGUAUCAAUGCAACUGAGAUGAAGGGGAAGAUCAUGGGAGUGCCAUUGCCCAAGGUUGUAGAUCUCCUCGAGGAAGCUGAGAAAGCUCGGAUAGAUGCUACCGACGUGCUCCCGACUCGGGCUGCGGAUAUGGCGCGCUGGUUUGGGGCACUGAGCGCUGACAAUGGGCAGUGGUCGAGUGCUGCGCAGGACAGGGUAUGGCGGGCCAGCCAUGGUUCCAGUGCAGCCGAGGGCCGAGCAUCAGUUGGCAUGACCGCAAGGGAUUGGAAGAAAUCACAAACCGAUUUCCAAGCCUAUCAGAGCCCGGCCUUGCUCGGCCCCAUUAACCAUUUGAAAAUUCGAUAA